Messenger RNA from Annulohypoxylon truncatum, 2256 nucleotides. Its product is annotated as DnaJ-domain-containing protein. The transcript has 4 exons. The record is from RefSeq and is a predicted model, not a curated record. Bases 316 to 1599 code for a protein of 427 amino acids. Gene Ontology annotation, molecular function: ATP binding; Hsp70 protein binding. Gene Ontology annotation, biological process: response to heat; protein refolding. Gene Ontology annotation, cellular component: cytoplasm. Lineage: Eukaryota; Fungi; Ascomycota; Sordariomycetes; Xylariales; Hypoxylaceae.
AGCCUUGCAAAUUUCUUUCUUCAAAUUUUCUUCAUUCUUUGAAUCGCCUUCUGCUGGUCGGCUUGAAAUUUUUAGAGACGUUAGUUUCCCUAGGUGAAUCAGGAACAUCGAAUCUUUGUAAGCGACAUAAGGUACCUACAAGGCACCGGGGGAAACUUUUCGUUAGAGUUUGGAAGGGACGAACCUUACGCAGGACUGCCCCGCCAAAUAUUUUCCUACCCACUUUACCUUCUACGCCGUAGGUAAUCUGGAAUCUUCAAAGUUCCCAAAAGAAACACCAACCAAUCCACUUCAUCUCACCCUACAUCUUCGACCAUGGCUUCACCAGGGCCAGAUGCAAAUGGCGACGAUGUUGAUUUGUACGAACUUCUUGGCGUAGAUAAGAGCGCAAGCCAAAAUGACAUAAAGAAGGCAUACCGAAAGCUUGCGCUUCAACAUCACCCCGACAAAGUCCCCGAAGAACAGCGAGCAGAGUCCGAAGUCAAGUUCAAGUCUGUUACACAAGCUUACGAGAUUCUGCGAGAUGAAGACAAGCGUGCUCUAUACGACAAACAUGGCAUGGCUGCAUUCGACCCUACACGAGGAGGGGGUAUGGGCGAGGAGGUGGAUAUCAACGACAUCCUGGCGCAGAUGUUCGGAAUGGGAGUGGGCGGCGGCAUGGGCGGUCCUGGAGCUGGUCCCAGGAGACCCCGACGUGGCCCUGAUGAAGAGUCCAAGUAUACCGUCAGCCUGGAAGACCUAUACAAGGGCAAGACCGUUAAGUUCGCUGCCAACAAGAACGUCAUCUGUGGCAACUGCAAAGGAACCGGUGGUAAAGAGAAGGUGAAGCCUCAGCAGUGCGACCGCUGUAAGGGCCACGGUGCCGUGGAAGCCUUCCGCCAAGUUGGACCUGGCCUAGUCACCCGCGAGACCGCUGUGUGCGAUAGGUGUCAGGGAUCUGGCAACUACUUCAAGGAGAAGGACCGAUGCAAGAAGUGCAAAGGCAAGCGAACCGUACCAGAGACGAAGCCGCUCGAGAUCUACAUACCCCGUGGCUCACGACAAGGAGAGCGGAUCGUGCUAGAGGGCGAAGCUGACCAACACCCCGACCAAACACCCGGCAAUCUCGUAUUCGUUCUCGAAGAAGAGCCUCACGACGUAUUCAACAGGAUUGGGAACGACCUGUCCGCCGACCUGGACAUUACCGUUGCUGAAGCCUUGUGCGGAUUUUCACGUGUCGUCGUCAAGCACCUCGACGGCCGAGGCAUUCAUAUCGACCAUCCGCGAGGCAAGGUCCUCCACCCAGGACAGGUGCUCAAGGUGGAGGGAGAGGGUAUGCCGCAGAAGCGAGGAGAUGCCAAGGGAGACCUCUAUCUUAUCAUCAAGAUUGAAUUUCCCGAAGAUGGAUGGCUCAAGGACGACGCCGCGUACGAGUCCCUUCAAAAACUCUUGCCAGGCCCCCCUCCAGAGAUCAAGACCGAGGAGGUUGACGAAGUGUCUUAUGACGACGAUGCCGAUAUUGACGAGAUGGGUGCGGACUCGGGGGAUCCGCGAUUUGGAGAAGGCUGGGAGGAUGACGAUGACGAAGCCGGCGGACAGCCUCAGUGUGCGCAGCAGUAACGAGUUAUGAGAUAUGACCUUUGAUUCGGCAGACUGGAAAAUUGCCCGACGCAAGCCAUAGAUUUGUAAUGGAACAUGGGGUUUCUAUAAGUUGGUUUGGUUUUGCCAUAAACAAGACACGGCGGGGAAUAGUGACAGGAUAAGAACAGCAGCAAGGGGUAAAUCUUCGUAAGAUCUUCUCCUGAGGGAUGCUUGACCGGUAUAUCUCUUUCUCUACACCUCUACGGCAAGUCUUGGUCAGGCAGAACCUUCUAAGGGCCGUCUGCCGUCGAUACUCCGUAAUUCAUAGACCAGACACCUCUCCCUGGGCGAAUAGUGUCAUCAUGAAGACUAGCCAGGGCUAAAAUAUAGGCAGUGUUAUGCCAGGACGUUGCAAUUAUGUGGCCCAUGUGACUCUAAAGACACGAAAUAAUCAGGAUACUGGAAAGUGCUACUUACCUUGAAGUUUUAGGGACAUUAUAUAGAUUCUAGAAGCCCUUGGUUGGAUUCGAAUGAGUAGCAGCCACUUGAGGCUAAAAAGCGGCUGUUGGCAUUGUGGCUCGUGCCAAGGAAUUCCUCCUUCUUAAAGUCCAAGCCACUUCAACAUUUCCUUUCCGCCCCACCUGCCCACCAACUGGCAGGACAUUUUUUAAAUUUUCGUCCACGUGAUCUUGACCA